AUGGCCGUCAUUCCUCCAAGCUCCGGCUUUGCGCGGAAGCAAGGGGAGUCACCAGCGCAGCUCCUCAGCCCUGCCCAACGUCCAUUAUCUAAGCCCAUUCCGUCGUUCCCGGGCUUUCCAUUAGCUUGGGCCAAUGGCCGUUCCCUGAUGUUGGACUCUGCUGCUGGUCCCGGCGCUCGAUUUGCUGUCGCCGUCAUCGCUCUCUUGCCUCCUCUUCCUGUUCCUGUACUCUCGGGCCCGGAUGCUCGCCUUCGUUCCUUCUUCCUCCUUGUGCUCUUCACUGCUCUGGUAGUAGCUGCUGCCAAUCCCGCCGACGACCCUUCGUUGACCGCUAUCUUAUCGCCUGGUGGUGCUAUCCCGAUUGGGAAAUCAUACAUCAGCAGUGCCCCCACCACUCUCACCACCACCGCUCCGCCCUCUACCACUCAAAGUGCUGCCGGGGAUAACGAGGUCGGAGUCGCCCCUAAGUGCCUGCCCCCUUCCGGCUCCUCCGACGUUGCAGCACUCCCUAGUACCUAUGAGCAGAUGGUCCAGAAGACUACCGCGGCAAUUGUCACCCUCUCAUCACUCAUCGCCUAUGUGACGCUCAACAGUAUCGUCCGUGCGGUUAAACCGUCGGCCUUCAUCUGGUUUGAAGAAGAUCAUGACGAGAAGAGCUGGAUUGCUUCUUCGCACCAUUGGGUCGACAGGAAGGCCUGCCGCUGGUUCGGCAUCUGCGGUGUCGCCCACUUCCACCCUAUUCACUCACGCUUCGGCCACCAUAAGGCCGAAUCAAUGUUGCAGCUUCCUGGGGAAGACAAUCCAUCACCCUGGCGGGAGCACUGGGCCAACGAAACCGCUCAUUCCGAGGACUCAUGGGAUGCAGUAGAACGGUCCCGUCGUCAGAUUCCAGACUAUGUUCUGGAGUAUGCUCCGCUCGUGCAUCUCUUCUCCCGCGAGCAGUACUGGCCCUGCGAUAUCGCGGAGCAUCUCUAUCAUACCACUCCCAUGCUGAAUUACACUCCAAUCCAAUCGCAGUCGGAUCAUCCGACGCUACGAAACCUCGAUCAACUCAAUCAGUGGGAGGCUGGACGCAAUGUCUUCCUUACCAGCAAUGAUGAUGUAGAAGCGCGGCCUCCGUGGAUGGAAGGAGAGAAAAACGUCCCAAGCCCUCCGGAUAAUGAUCUCGAGCCGGCCUGGGCUGAUUGGGAUGGUCGGAUAGACGGUGCCUUUCCCGAUGAUACGCCUGAGAAUCGAGCCAAAUGGUACGAUACGCAGCUUCAUCUGCAGGAUAGAGAAACAGAAGACAUUCCGCUCGAUAAGCUUGGCUAUCUCAUGUCGGAUACAGAGCAUAUACGCGAUGAGCUGCGCAAGCGGUACGGCGCCGAACCUAUAUCUGCCAAGGAGGUAGGCGGGCGGAGCGAAGCGCCAGCAAUUCUACUGGUCAUUGACAAAGGUAACGGCAUUGUAGAUGCUUUCUGGUUCUAUUUCUAUAGCUUCAAUCUGGGAAAUGUGGUGUUCAAUGUGCGGUUUGGAAACCACAUUGGAGACUGGGAACACUGCCUUGUGCGUUUCCACCACGGAAAGCCGAAAGCCCUCUUCUUCAGCGCCCAUUCUGGGGGUGAAGCAUACAGCUACGAAGCAGUGGAGAAGAUUGGCCGACGUGUAAGUACAACUGCACGUGGUUUCAGGGAUGUAUUGGCGCUAAUUCUUGGUCCAAUCCAACAGCCAGUCAUAUACUCGGCAACCGGCACGCACGCCAUGUAUGCCACGCCGGGCGUACAUUCAUAUAUCCUUCCUUGGGGCCUUUUGCAUGAUGAAACAGACCGAGGCCCUCUCUGGGACCCGCGCCUCAACUCCCACAUGUACACGUACGACCACGUAAAUGACACUCUUCGCGCCUCUACCCUCAAUCCAACCGCGCCUACCGAAUGGUUCUACUUCAACGGUCAUUGGGGCGACAAGUUUUAUCCACUGGGAGACCAUCGGCAGUAUCGUUUUGCAGGUCAAUAUCACUUUGUCAACGGUCCCCUCGGCCCGCGCUUCAAGCAUCUCAAUCGCCGCAAAGUUUGCCAGACGCCCGAUGACGAGCCGUGUAUCAUCAAAGACUUCAUCGGAGAGAAAAAGCGGGCUAAGCGAUGGUCUACCUCUGGACCUCAAAACCCUUAUGAUCAUGUCAAUUGA
Molecule: messenger RNA, 2163 nt
Organism: Aspergillus mulundensis
Lineage: Eukaryota; Fungi; Ascomycota; Eurotiomycetes; Eurotiales; Aspergillaceae
Exons: 3
Coding region: 1-2163 (720 amino acids)
Source: RefSeq, a predicted model, not a curated record